AGCUUUGUGCAUUCGCAGUCAAAGCAGCCUCGUUAAACGAUGGCGUGUGAUGACUGUUCCGCAGUUGCAGACAGGAUGUCUCUACUAGAGAGAAGUGUCCGUGAGUUAGAGCAGCUUUUGUCAGCAAAUGUUACUUUAGACGUGACAGGCACUCAAGAUAGUUGUAGCCCUGCUAAUGAUUGCACUAGCAUAGCCUCAAUGGCUGCGGUAGGAAAUGAGCGUGUACUUUGACGCGGAGGCCAAAAACUGGAGACUGACUGGCUGUUGUCGCAUUUAUUUCUGCUGUGUGAUAGGCUGUUAGAUCUAUCCAUAGAGUAAAAAAAAUUUUCUGAAGUUUAUCAUCGUUAUCGACAUAAAUUUUAUUGUGAUCCCGUAUCGAGAUUGCUUUAUCGUCCAGCCCCAAAUUUAACCAAUCCCCAAUAAUUCCUACAAACAUUUCAAACAGGACUUCAAUGUCAUGUAACAAUUGCUGUUUUUCCCCCAUUUUUUAAUUUAUUGUAUAAAAUGUUUGUGUGUGAGUUUGUUUUCAAAAUGUUAAGUAUCUCAGCAUUUAGUGUAAGUAUUUAACUAGCAGAUAAUGUGCAAAUUAUAGUUUUUUCAGCUUACAUUUGAGCAUUGUUGUAUUUAAUGAUGCAACAAUUGAGUUCACAAAAGUUAAAUGAAUCGGACAGUUAAAGCUAUCAAUACUUAUUUUUAAAAUGUCUUAAUAGUGUCAAUAAACAUUUCUGAGUACAAUUGAAAAUUAACUUUCUGGGUUCUCGUCAUUGAACCUCAGCUGAUGCAGAAAUACUUGACUAAAAUCCCCUCUGUGGGGGAAAAAAAGAGCUUUGCUGAACAAACAAAACACCUGCUAACUAUAAAGGAAGUCCUCAACAUGUGCAUGACACUUUAAAAAAAAAAAGAGUCAGAUUCUUCCCUUUUCAACGAGUUCACUUCACAGCACAAGACAAACAUCUGAAACCAGCGAAAGAACAAUGUCGUCCAUUGGUAACACCAAGGACAUUGUUGUUGGGACCAACACAGGACAGAUUGGUGCUGGUAAUGUAAUCAAUAUUAGCGGAGGAACAGGAGGCCAAACAAAUACUGGUGGCUCAUGUGACACAGGAGGUGGAAGCAACUCUGGAUCCACCGGUAAUGCCAGCGGAGGAAAAGAAUUCAAUGUUGGCAACAUAAGUGACAUGACAGUUGGAGAAAAUAUAGGAGACAUUGGUGCCAAGAACAACUGCAAUGCGAGCGGAGGACAAGGAGUCAAAGUAGAUAUGGGCAACAUACACAACAUGGAUGUUGGAACCAACGUUGGAAACAUUGGUGCAAAGAACAACUGCAAUGUGAGCGGGGGAAAAGGAAUAGAAGUAAAUAUUGGCAACAUACACAACAUGGAUGUUGGAGCCAACGUUGGAGACAUUGGUGCAGGGAACAACUGCAAUGUAAAUGGAGGAGAAGGAGUCAAAAUAGAUAUUGGGAACAUGAGCAACGUUGCUAUGGGACACAAUGCAGGAGGCUUUGGUGUAGGGAACAACUGCAUUGUGAACGCAGGAGGAAAAGGAGCCCAAAUAAUUAUUGGCAAUGCAACAAACAUGGGAAUGGGAUACAUCGGACACAUUGGUGCAGGGAACAAUGUUAACAUUAACAUGAAACCCCCAUCCAAGAGAUAAUAAACCAUGGUACAUCAAAUGGCAUCUUAUCUGUACAGUGACACUGUAGUUGUCAAAUGUAAUUCUUCAAGAAUUUGGUUGGACUUCGCAGAAAGAAAAUAUAAUUAUUUAUUAUAUUAUAUUAAAAUAUGAUAAAGUCACAUGAAUAAACUGUUGAGCUUGUUAAAUUGAGCUUCUAUUUUUAUUUGUUUUAAAUGUAAAAAGUGUUCAUUAGGUCAUUUAAUAAAGAGGAUAAAUUGAUACAGAGUUUCCAUGACGGUCCUUUUGUGUUGUCCAGGGAUGCUCUUAUGAGUAUUGUAGUAUAAACAUCCUUUUUGUCAGGAUCUUUUCCUCUCUUCUUUCUGCUGUUAAGUUUUUCUGAUGUUUGUCACCAGUCACAUUAAGGCCGAUACAUUUGACAUUAUAGCAUGCCUCAACAGCUAUGUAAUAAUCAAUGAAGUUCACAUUUUUAUGUUUUUAUUAUCUGCAUUAAAACAAUCAACAUUAAAAACAAAAUACUAUAAAUCUGCCAGUUUGAAGAUCUGUGGGAAAUGUGACCAUUUUAAAAAUGUAAACAAUUUUUAAAACGUAAAGAAAAACAUUUCAACGAGGACAUCAUUUACCAGCCACAGCGGAGGCGGUUAGAUACCAAAAUUUCAUAGUGACCAAAACAAUCCUGUUUAUGUAUGUGUGUAUAAAACACAUUUAUUAAAAUACCUUUAUACUUUCCUGAAAACCAACCUUAUUACCAUCACAUAUUUCUAUCAAUGCCCACAAACGGCUGGUUAUAUAUACUGUAUGUGGGCUACACAAGGUUUUCACAUUAAUUAACUUGGAUGACUAAAUUAUAGUCAAAACUGAUGCAGCAGAGGCCAAGAUAUCCUGAUUUGGAAGUUUAAAUAGAUGCUUGAUCCUACUACUAUAAAGCAACUCAUUCAUCUCUUUUGUUAGAUCCUCCCUGCUUGGUAAAUAUUCACGUCUUUGAACUACACAAAGUUUGUAACACAGCAUUUUGGUUUAAAAAAUAUGCAGUCCCCAAGCCCCAUCCCAGAUAUUACUAGUUAUUAAUGUCCACAGAGGACAUUGUAGAACUGGUUUCACAGAAUCAACACAGUAGUGCUCCCCAUGACUGGUAAACUGAUUUUUGGUGUAUAAACUCAGUGAAGUUCCCCUUCACUGAUUCAGGAUAUACUUCAUCAUUUUACAUCAGAAUUAAUUAAGAUAAUAUUCAAACCAUGACAUUUAAUUUUCAGUAGAUGCUGACAUGACCCGUCUUCAGUGACAAAGAUUGUGAGAUCAAAUUCUGUGUGCAGCCACUGUCUAUUCUAUACAAAAAUUCAGCAAAAAAUAAAGGAAAGGAAGGAACAUAACAAAUGUGGAAGUCCAACAUACAACUAAGACACUUUAAGUUGGUUUUCCUUUCAUUUGUCACCUGUCUUCUCCUUUCAAUCUCCUCUUUUUUGCCAAAUCUCCUCUCUUACUUCUACUUUUGAUUCUUUGUUUUUCAAUCUUCCUGUAUUUUAAGCAAAGUCAUGAGAAAGUGCUUCAGAACGUGACUGACAACAUGUCCUGUAAACCACAGAAAUGCUUAUGUGCAUGGUAAUAAAACCACACACACACACAUAAACCUCUUUUCUCUUCUCCUGAUUUUCUUUCUUUCUUUUCAAUCUUCCUCUAUUACACAAACACUUGCACGUCUGUCAUGUCACAUUAAUGGCACAUCUUCCUUAACAACUUUCAUAUAUGCUAGUACCAAGUCUUGAUUAGGGUUAAAUUUAUCAUUAGGUAAUAGAAAAUUACAGGUCCUCUUAGAUCUUGAAGAUACAGGUUUUAUGUAAAUCAAUAUAAUUCUGCUGAUUGCCCACACCGAUCCUAUUGGUGUCAUUAUCAUAAUGGACUCAGAUAUCGACUAGUAAAAUAGAAUAGAAAUACUUCAUAGAAGCUACACUUCAACUGUGACUGUGUCUGAAAUCACUCCCUCAUUAACUCGUUCACUACUCCUGAUAUAACAGGCAUUAAAUAGUUUACUCAAUAGUGAGCAGACACCUAUUAAUCAUCAUUAUUUUGCAUCAUCACUCACCGGUGAAGUAUCAAACAAUGCUAAUUUUAAG
Messenger RNA from Thunnus maccoyii (southern bluefin tuna), 3745 nucleotides. Its product is annotated as glycine-rich cell wall structural protein-like. NCBI's taxonomy places the organism in Eukaryota, Metazoa, Chordata, Actinopteri, Scombriformes, Scombridae. The record is from RefSeq and is a predicted model, not a curated record. The transcript has 9 exons. Bases 975 to 1655 code for a protein of 226 amino acids.